Messenger RNA from Mycena indigotica, 568 nucleotides. RefSeq lists its product as uncharacterized. The transcript is spliced from 4 exons. Lineage: Eukaryota; Fungi; Basidiomycota; Agaricomycetes; Agaricales; Mycenaceae. The coding region runs from base 62 to 568 and encodes 168 amino acids. The record is from RefSeq and is a predicted model, not a curated record.
CUCGAUCAACUCCAUUUAGCCUCCAAUGCCUUGACCUUAUCCCCUCGACCAUUGUUGCGCUAUGUCAAAGCCAUAUCUCUGUUGCUCCCCUUUGCGCUCGCUCCGCCCACCGCUCCCUCAUCCUCACAGCCCACUCGCAACCACGCACUCCCCAUGGACUCUUUUGAAAACAUCUACUUCUGCUCUAUCCCCACGACGUCGACCGACCUCAGCGACUGCAAUCCUGACUCGCCUCGCACGGACCAACCCUCACCCAUCGACAGCGAGCAGCUGGGUGCAGGUACUGCAAGCGUCUUUUGUGUCAUCGCUUAACUCCUCGUUAUCCUACGAACGUAGUGAUCUGUACUGCCAACGCCAUCGGCGGUCACCGCUCUACCUGGUCACUUUGAUAGUGACUAGGCUGUUUUUUGUAUAUCUCGUGUAUUCGAUCUUUCUUCUCGAUGUAUCCGUGUACUGUCGCAUACCCCAUAAUUCGAUUUCUCUGCUCAUUAUUCCCGGUGAUGGCGUGUACUCAAUCCCGAAUCUCCUGGUCGCAUUCGGCGCGUGUCCUCGUCAAUCAAUAACUUGA